AUUUUAGGAACUGUUCUUAAGGAACGUUCAAGGCUCGAUUGGGCUGCAAUACUUGGACAAGGGUUUUCGCCUAGGCAGGUUGUUAGCGGUGUAUCUUGCGUGUACAACAUUGUGGACAGUGGUCUCAUUCUCUGGACGAGCAGGGACGGUGGUGUUUCAAUGCAUCUUCUGUUGGCCACUAGCAGCCAACUCAAACCAAAAUCUGGACAGGUGUCUAGGGGUGGAGGAUAUCAUUUCUACGGCGGGCGCUCUAUUUCUUUUGUUCCCUGUAGCAACACUCAGUGUGCUGCCAUUUGCUAUUCAGUCACUAUGAUAUUUUUCCUUCCCACAUUGCUUGCCAUUGCCAGAGUAGUAAUGGAAAUAUGUGCCUUCAAUGUUCAAUUUCCUAGUGGCAGAGUCUUCAUAUUCUAAUCCUGUGAUUAGUGCGGGCGACACUGCUAUGAUGUAUCCUCGAAUCUCCUCUAUAUGUACGAGAUCGAGGCCAAGACAUUCAAUUGA
Westerdykella ornata is the source of this 498-nucleotide messenger RNA. RefSeq lists its product as uncharacterized. The transcript has a single exon. Bases 160 to 411 code for a protein of 83 amino acids. NCBI's taxonomy places the organism in Eukaryota, Fungi, Ascomycota, Dothideomycetes, Pleosporales, Sporormiaceae. The record is from RefSeq and is a predicted model, not a curated record.